This is a messenger RNA of Labeo rohita (rohu), 1223 nucleotides long. Its product is annotated as C-type lectin domain family 9 member A. NCBI's taxonomy places the organism in Eukaryota, Metazoa, Chordata, Actinopteri, Cypriniformes, Cyprinidae. The transcript has 9 exons. The coding region runs from base 176 to 1129 and encodes 317 amino acids. The record is from RefSeq and is a predicted model, not a curated record.
UUGUGUUGUAAAGUGCUGUAAAUGAGGCAGCAUGUUCUGCUUUCUGACCAAAAUCUAUUAUUACCAAAUUCUGAAUGCCACAAAUGUCUCUGCGCAAGGUUGACUGACUGGAUUUAAGCAUACUUCUGUUUUCUGUCUGCUUCGUAGUGUUUGUGGACUGUGAAGGAGAGCAGGUAUGGAAGAGGAGUUGUGUUAUUCAACAGUCAUCUUCAAGCCAAAUAGCAAUGAAAAAUCAGUGCCACGGUUAGAGGAGUCUGUAGUGUAUGCUGAGGUGAACGUAAAGCAAUCAACUUCACAGACACCCCCUGAGACCUCAGCUGCAGAGUGUUCAUUAAACAAAUCAGUUUUUCUAGCACAUGAUUCUCCUACUGAAGAAAAUGAAGCCGCCACCCCGAUCUCUCCAGCAUAUAGACGAGCUACAGUGUUUCUGGGGUUGCUCUGCUUCCUCCUGCUCGCUGUGUUAACAGCUGUCGGCGUUUUCUACUACAUUCACAUGUCUAAAUACAACAAUAUUCUGGCCCAGCAUACUAAAGAGAAAGCCACCAAUCUGCAAUUAUUGGCAGACAAGCAAGUGCUGGACCAAGAGAGAGCAAGGCUGACGACAUGGGGUGAACAGAUGAACACCACACUGCACUUAAUACUGAAGAAAAGCUACUUUUUAGUGGAUAUCUACUGUCAGUCCACUGAAAAUGGGGUCCAGUGUACACCUUGUCCUAAAAAGUGGAUUCAGAACGGCUCCAGCUGUUACUACUUCUACAAAGACUGGCCCUGGAAACCGUGGACAGAAAGUAAAGAAUACUGCAAGCGAUAUGGAGCUCAGCUGGCCAUAAUAGACAGUGUGGAGGAACAGGAAUUCAUCAAUCAGCACACCACAUCAUAUUAUGACAGAUAUCAUGGAUACUGGAUUGGACUCUCUUUGACAGGAAAUACUUGGGUCUGGACCACUGGCGCUAAACUUGAGGGAAGUUUCUGGGUCAGUGACCCCUCAGAAGGAUACGGAGACUGUGUUCAGUCAAUGCCCAGCACAAACCUACUAAAAAGCUGGACAUCAGAAAAUUGCAACAUGUACAAUAGAUGGAUCUGCGAAAUGGACAUUAUAACAUGGCCAACCUUCCUUCAAGCUCAAUGAAACCAGAGUGACCCCUCAACAUGAGCAGAAAACAAAACAUAAGACAGUCAUCUCAAGAAUUUUAUUUUACAAUUUAGUUUAAGUUUUGUUAGCA